AUGCAGCGUUGCGUGCCUUUCAACAUGGGUGUUCGGCGAGGUCAAGUUGCCUUCGCUGGGACCCUUGUAGCAGCGAAUUUCGCUCCAUUUCGCUUUUCAAGCACCUUCGCCUUCCCUGCUCUUGAAGCGCCCGAGAUCACAUGGACUGAGCCGUGUGCUCACUAUGGCCAUCGCUUUCAUUCCAAGAAGCUGCCUGAGGGCCUGAGGUAUUGCCGCGAGUUCAUCACAUCCGCAGAAGAAGAUGGCCUAGACCAGUUGCUGUCCGAUGGCCCAUGGCUUAGACACAUCAAGAGCAGAGCCCAGCAAUUCUUCGGCCUGGUGUACUAUGAGACCACACACGAGCUACCGGCACUUCAGCCGAGCCAUCCACACGCUGAGAAUGAGGCCAGGCCACUUCAAGAUGUCCCAGAUUGGUUGAUGCAGCGAGUCUUCGCCACGGGGGUGUUUCCGAGAAACGAAGUGAAUCAGGUGGCGGCCAACGAGUACUUGGAUCGUGCUGGAAUCUCCUCCCAUGUAGAAGAGCCGACGUCCUUUGGUCCGAACUUGGCCACACUCUCCAUGCUCUCUCCAGUGGAGAUGACGCUCACCCCCGCAGAGGAGGAUCUGCACGGCAGGGAUGGCCUGGAUCACGGCAACUGGGUGAAGAUUCUGCUGGAGCCCAGGAGUUUGCUGCUCCUCCAAGGUGAGAGCCGCUAUGGCUUUCGACACGGCAUCCGAAGGUCCAAGCUGGUUCGCUUAGCCGAUGGACAGCAGCUGCGGAGAGGUCCAGGCUAUCGCAGGGUGUCCUUGACCUUCCGAGAGCUCUUGCCAAGCCGUCGGCAGCUGGCAGUCGGAGCUUCGGGGAGGCCGACGUGA
Messenger RNA from Durusdinium trenchii, 855 nucleotides. Lineage: Eukaryota; Dinophyceae; Suessiales; Symbiodiniaceae. The record is from the annotation of a GenBank genome assembly.